GGGGCUGGGCCGCGGUUCUCCCUGCUCGGGGGGUUGCCAGGGUCUGAGGGGGGCAAGGCCGGGGCUUCAGGAGCUUGUAGGAGCCCCAGCGCCCUUCGGUAACUGUUUUGAAGAGGUUAAAUAUGGAUGUGUCUUAGAAUGUAAAUGCUUGAGGGAGAACGUAACCUUGACUCGAGCAAGAGGCUCCUAACAAGCCCCAGGAGCGAGAAGCAGUAAGGUAAGGAUCACAAGUCACUGUCCUUCCUUUUUUCUUUUUAAUAGUGGUCAGCCCUGUCUGAUUUCAUGCAAACACUGAGUACCUGAAACGCUGAAGGGAAUGGGACAUGCUGGUUUUGUUGGUGCCUGUUAGAGACAGUGGGAGGAGAGCAUUACAGAACAGACUUGCAGCACUGCAGACUGUAAAGAGGCACCUGGGAGAAUUGUCUCCAAAAGAGGCUGUUUUGUUUAGAAGUAUAAAGGAUCUCCCCGAAUGGAGCACGUUUUCUCCUAGUCUGGUCUCCAGAAGCAGCUCUUACAGACAGGAUGAUACUCCUCAUGUCCCUGAUGAGAAGCUUGGAGAGGAAAAAGUUCUGCACAUAAUAGAAAAUCUGACUUCUCUGAUAAAGGAGACAUUUCCAGAUACUAAAGUCUACGCUGCAAUGGGCAACCAUGACUUCCACCCCAAGAAUCAGUUUCCAGGGAGGAAGCACAGGAUCUACAACAGAACAGCUGAGCUGUGGCGUCCCUGGCUGAGUGAUGCUUCCAUUCCUCUUUUCAGAGCAGGAGCUUUCUACAGUGAGAAGCUGCCCGGCACAAAUGCAAGGGGGAGAAUGGUUGUCCUCAAUACCAAUCUGUACUAUGACCAGAAUGAUGAGACAGCUGGUGAGGAAGAUCCUGGAGGGCAGUUCCAGUGGCUGGAAGAAACACUGACCAAUGCCUCUAGAGCAGAUGAAAUGGUCUACAUCGUGGGGCACGUCCCUCCUGGCUUCUUUGAGAAGAAACGAGGCAAGUCCUGGUUCCGGAGCCGCGCGAAUGAACGAUACUUGGAGAUCGUGCGGAAGCACCACAGAGUGAUUGCUGCCCAGUUCUUUGGGCACCAUCACACAGACAGCUUUCGAAUGUUUUACAGUGAUACAGGUUCUCCAAUCAAUGUAAUGUUCUUGGCCCCUGGAGUGACUCCCUGGAAAACAACAUUACCUGGAGUGAACAAUGGAGCCAACAACCCUGGGAUUCGGGUGGUUGACUAUGAUCCAGACACCCUUCAGGUGUUGGAUAUGGUGACUUACUACUUUAACCUCAGUCGUGCCAACAUGAUGGCCCCAACGUGGGAGGAGUUCCCAGCUUGGGAGGAGGAGUACAGGCUGACAGAAGCCUUCCAGGUCCCGGACGGCUCCGCGCGGUCCAUGCAGGCGGUGCUGGAGGGGCUGUGGCAGGGUCGGCUCCUGCAGCUCUACCACCAGUUCAACUCGGUCAGCUACGACCUCAGCCCCUGCGAGGGGCCCUGCCGGCUGGAUCAUGUCUGUGCCAUCAGGGAAGUUGAUUUUACAAAAUACAAAGAGUGCACCAGCAGCACUGGCUCUGCCAUCGCCAGUGUUGGGCUUCUAUUUUUCUGCUUCCUCUUAGGAUGUCUCAGUGCCCAGCAAGUGCUGUGAUGAAGAACAUGAAGAGAACACAAGUUCAUGACACCCGGGUCAGUGUGAGGGCUUUUGGCACUGAGAACUUAGAAACCAAGACAAAAUCAAUGGCUUUUACUAAAAGCCCUGUGAUGUUGAUUUGAAAUCUAGAAAAGCUUGAUGUAUCAGGAAGGGGCUGCAGUCAUCUUGUGCCAGACUGACUUGCAGCAGGGGAGUCUGUCCCUUCUGCUGUCCCUUCUGAGAUAGUGUCACAAAUUGGAUGCAGACCAGGGCUCCCCAUGGACUUCAGCUUAUGAUGGGUGAGAGCUGUGAGAUGCCACAUGUUCCUGAGGAAAUCUGCUGCCAGGGGGGCUCCUUGUGUCGGCACAUGCUUCUCUUCUGGAAAGACCGUACAGUGGGUGACCUGGAAGGUCUUUGAUUUGGUGGCCUUGUGCAGCACCAGCUUUGCCUUUGGCUUACAAGCAAAGCCCGAUGGGACUAGUUCUUCCUUUGGCAGUGUAUGAACUGCAGCAGGUCUGAGCCUUGACUUUCAUGUGUCAGUACCCAUGAAGAGCAUCCAGGAUAAGAAGCUGAACAUAAACAGUUCUUCGGUGC
Messenger RNA from Apus apus (common swift), 2207 nucleotides. It is a transcript of the gene SMPDL3B, whose product is annotated as sphingomyelin phosphodiesterase acid like 3B. NCBI's taxonomy places the organism in Eukaryota, Metazoa, Chordata, Aves, Apodiformes, Apodidae. Gene Ontology annotation, biological process: sphingomyelin catabolic process. Gene Ontology annotation, molecular function: sphingomyelin phosphodiesterase activity. The transcript has 7 exons. The record is from RefSeq and is a predicted model, not a curated record. The coding region runs from base 324 to 1631 and encodes 435 amino acids.